Arvicanthis niloticus (Nile rat) is the source of this 1279-nucleotide messenger RNA. The record is from RefSeq and is a predicted model, not a curated record. Lineage: Eukaryota; Metazoa; Chordata; Mammalia; Rodentia; Muridae.
AUGUUGAGAGCCAAGUACUUCAAUUACACCACAGGAAGCCAAGAGUUUGCUGUAGGAAAGAGACCUCAGCUGGUGGUGCAGAGAAAAUGGAAACCAACUACUCCAUCCAUCUGAAUGGAUCAGAAAUUGUGGUCUAUAAUUCUACCAUCUCCAGAGUUCUGUGGAUCCUCUCGAUGGUGGUUGUCUCCAUCACUUUUUUCCUUGGUGUGCUGGGCAAUGGACUAGUGAUCUGGGUCACUGGAUUCCGGAUGGCAAAAACGGUCACUACUGUAUUUUAUCUGAAUCUAGCUUUGGCUGACUUCUCUUUCACAGCGACUCUACCAUUCCUCCUUGUCUCAAUGGCUAUGAAAGAAAAAUGGCCUUUUGGCUGGUUCCUCUGUAAAUUUGUUCACAUUGUGGUAGACAUAAACCUGUUUGGAAGUGUCUUCCUGAUUGCUGUCAUUGCCUUAGACCGCUGUAUUUGUGUCCUGCAUCCAGUCUGGGCUCAGAACCACCGCACUGUGAGCCUGGCUAGAAAGGUGAUUGUUGGACCCUGGAUUUUUGCUCUGAUUCUCACUUUGCCCAUUUUUAUUUUCAUGACUACCGUUAGAAUUCCGGGAGGAGCUGUGUACUGUACAUUCAACUUUGCAUUUUUGGCUAAAACUGCUGAAGAACAGGUGAAGACAGCUAUCAUUUUUUCAACAACUAGAGGGAUCAUCAGAUUCAUUAUUGGCUUCAGCAUGCCUAUGUGCACUGUCGCCAUCUGCUAUGGACUUAUUGCUGUCAAGAUCCACAGAAGAGCUCUUGUUAAUUCCAGCCGUCCCUCACGAGUCCUUACAGCCGUUGUGGCUUCCUUCUUUAUCUGUUGGUUUCCCUUUCAACUUGUGGCCCUUUUAGGCACAAUCUGGUUCAAAGAGACAUUGUUUAGUGGUUAUAAACUUCUUGACAUGUUGGUAAACCCAACCAGCUCAUUGGCCUACUUUAAUAGUUGCCUCAAUCCAAUGCUUUAUGUUUUCAUGGGCCAGGACUUCCGAGAGAGACUGAUUCAUUCCCUGCCUUCUAGUCUUGAGAGAGCCCUGAGUGAGGACUCUGGGCAGACCAACGACACAGGCAUCAAUUCUGUUUUACCUCCUGCAGACACUGAGAUGAAGGCAAUAUGAAGAUUUGGAUGAGAGAUGCUUUUUGUCCCACCUCAUUCCACUCCAAUGUUGUCCUACCUUAUGUUGUGCCCUAGAGCAUUUUUAAUAUGAAAAAAAUAUCUGUGUACCCUGACCCUGGGAAAUCAAAUAAAAGUCAAAGU